Molecule: messenger RNA, 1026 nt
Organism: Leguminivora glycinivorella
Lineage: Eukaryota; Metazoa; Arthropoda; Insecta; Lepidoptera; Tortricidae
Exons: 5
Coding region: 232-765 (177 amino acids)
Source: RefSeq, a predicted model, not a curated record
CGCGCCGGCCGAGCGACCUAACGAACGUGCUGCGCGAGCGCCGGUCCUGAUCCCAACCGCAAUUCUAAUUCUAGAAUUCAAUUUAAAAAAAGUUCGUUACUUUAAUUGUGUGAAUUUGCUGUUAUAAUUGUGUGAGGUUGCUAUAAUGAUAUGUGUGAAAUGUACGGGUGAAGAAAUAUGACGGAUUUGGAAUAAAAACUAUCUCAAUCUGUAACAACACAUGGGUGCAAGAUGACAAGAAAAUUCCUCUUCUGUUUCCCCCUGAGGGCGGGGAACAUGGUCUUCGGAUAUUUUAUAUUAGUUGUAACAAUAGCGGUAAUGGCUUACAAUUUAUACCAGCUCGCUCUCAGCAUCAACUCGCCUGAGAAGGUAGAUACGAGCAAGUUCAAGAACUGGGAGAAACUAGAGGAGCUAUUCGGAGAGAAAAAGGAAACUAUGGUGGAAAUGGUGGCCAUGGUGUAUUACGCGUCGUAUAUAGUUAUCGCUUUCCUGAUGUUUAUCUUCUCGGCAAUGUUUACCUGUGGAGCUUACUCGGUGAACAACUGCCUGGUAUCGUCGUUCUUCCUGUACAGUUUCUUCCAUUUGUUCCUCUCGAUAUUCCUGAUCGUGUGGGAAGCCACCUCCGAAGGCUGGAUACAACUCGGCCUUGUUGCUGGUUUCGAUUUGAUCCUGAUAAUAUGCCUCUUCAGUGUCAAGUACCUGAUGGAAGCAAUCCGAACAGGCAACAUUUACAGCAGACCGGGAGAAGUUUAUUAUAAGUAUUAAAUAGGAAAGAAUAUUUUGAGUCUGAGAAUUUUGUAAACUUCAAGUAGUAAACAGACUUGAAAGAUCCUCAAAUAAUAGUAGAUUACAUGUAAGUACGAUUUGUCUCAGAUCACAUGUGAUUGUCGGCAGAGGCGGAGCAAUGCUAAAAUGGAAGGGAGCCCCCUUUUAAUUUGGGAAUUUUAGUUAAAUAUACUAGUGUUAUUAACUAGAUUUAUCGAAAAAAAUGUCCAUUCAGAACAACUCAGUUAAAAGAUAUUGCGA